Molecule: messenger RNA, 1473 nt
Organism: Monascus purpureus
Lineage: Eukaryota; Fungi; Ascomycota; Eurotiomycetes; Eurotiales; Aspergillaceae
Source: the annotation of a GenBank genome assembly
AUGCUUCCGUCUUUCGCCCGCCUGGUUGCGGCCGCUUGUGCCUUUGCCGCCACCGCGACAGCCGUCGUCCCCGUAGUGGUGUCAGGAAAGGAUUUCGUGAAUACUAAUACCAAGGACCGUUUCCAGAUCAUCGGUAUCGAUUACCAGCCUGGUGGUUCCUCUGGCUUUGACGGCAAAUCCGAUCCUCUCAGUAAUGGCACCUCUUGUCUGCGCGAUGCUGCCAUUAUGCAGCAUUUGGGUGUAAACACUAUCCGCGUCUACAACCUGUCUCCCGGUCUCAACCACGAUGAGUGUGCCUCCAUUUUCAACGGGGCCGGCAUCUACAUGAUUCUUGACGUCAACUCUCCUCUUACUGGCGGAUACUUGGAUCGUACUGAUCCGGCGAGCACUUACAAUCCGACUUAUUACAACCAGGUUUUUGGGGUCAUCGAGGCCUUCAAGAACUACCCCAAUACCCUUGGCUUCUUCGCUGGAAACGAAGUGAUCAAUGAGCAGAGUGUGCGAAGCGUGCCUUCCUACAUUCGUGCCGUCCAACGCGACAUGAAGGACUACAUCGCUAAGAACGUUAAUCGCUCCAUCCCUGUUGGCUAUUCUGCUGCCGACGUUCGUGACAUUCUGAUGGAUACCGUCCAAUAUAUGUCCUGCGAACUGGAAAAUUCAACCAGCUCUCGUUCUGAUUUCUUCGGCCUCAACUCUUAUUCCUGGUGCGGUGACUCCAGCUAUACCAUCAGUGGCUAUGAUGUUUUGACCGAAGACUUCUCCAACGCCUCCCUUCCCGUUUUCUUCUCCGAGUAUGGCUGCAAUAAGGUGACGCCACGCAUCUUCACUGAAGUCGCAGCCCUGUAUGGCCAGGAUAUGACUCAGGCCUUUUCCGGCGGUCUGGUCUACGAGUACAGCGAGGAACCGAACAACUACGGCUUGGUUCAGUUAAAUUCCAAUGGCUCUGUUACUCUGCUUGUAGACUACUACAACCUACAGAAGCAGUACAACAAACUUGACCUGAGCCGUCUCCAGUCAUCCAACACUUCGCAAACUUCCGUUAAGCCCGUAGAAUGCGGCUCAUCACUUAUUACCUCGUCUGACUUCCUUAACGCCUUCAACCUGCCUACCAGACCAACAAAGGUCCAGGAUAUGAUUGACAACGGCCUUUCUAAUGCGAACACGGGCAAACUAGUUUCCGUCCAGUCUACCUCUAUUCCAGAGACGGUCUAUGAUUACUACGGCAAUGUCGUCACCGGCAUUAAGUUACAGGUUCUCGACACGGACAAAGCCAACACCCCCGGCCAAAGCACACCUCUCUCCACCGGUUCUCCUACCAGCCCUGGUGCCUCGAGCUCGACCGCAAGUGCAACCGCAAGCCCCAGCGCCAGCGGUGCUUCCAGCAGCGAGAAGAGUGCUGCAUCUGAAGUGUCCAUGUCCUGGUUCCUUGGAGCGCUGAGCGGUGCUUUUGUUAUGGUGGGCGUUUGGCUUUAA